Parnassius apollo (apollo) is the source of this 2304-nucleotide messenger RNA. The record is from the annotation of a GenBank genome assembly. NCBI's taxonomy places the organism in Eukaryota, Metazoa, Arthropoda, Insecta, Lepidoptera, Papilionidae.
AUGAUCGUGUUGACUGAAGACAUAGGAAAGCUUUUUAAUGAGGUGCAGCAAGAGAUUUCACAAAAUGUCCGUCACAUGAUGGAGGAACUGUGGCUGAAUUGGUCACAUCUAGGUGUGGAUGAUGAUACUAAAGCCAACAAUAUAACUAAACUUGUUCAGAUAGAGAAGGAAUUCCAUCGUGAUGUUAUUUCAGAGACCCGACAAAAACUGAAAAUAAUGCAGGCUCAAGUUGACAAGUUAAAGGAAGAAACAGAAGAACUUAGCAGAUGCUUAUCAGUAGAUAUAUCAAUUCUUGAUUUCAAUCAAGAUAUGAUGUUAGUAGAUUAUAAAAGAGAAUUGGAAAAUCAAAUUGCAGGGUAUCGGGAACAAGUAGAGCAGCGUCGUAUGAAAAUGGAGAGGUUAUUGGAGUGGCAGCGGGACCUCGCAGAGAAACUUGGAGUAACCAUUCAGGAAUUACAAGAUAUGCCUUUGCCAUCUGAAGAGGAGUUGAAUAAGCUAAAAGAUCACCUUGAAGUGCUACAGGCAGAGAGAGAUAAGAGGGCUGAAAUAUUCUUGAACACUCAAGUUGAAAUCAAGGAUAUUAUGGAGAAACUUCAAAUCAAACCGCAAAACAAAUUUGAACAUCUAGUGGUGACAUCCCUGUCUGUUGACUUCAAAGUCACUGAUCUUAACAUGGACCGUCUUGCUAAGUUAAAGCAAGACCUGCAGGAGAAGUAUCAGCAAACUAAUAAUAGGGUUUUAGAAUUGCGUGAACGUCUAACCAAGCUCUGGGAUUGCUUAGAGGAAGAUCAUAUCUACAGAGAAAACUUUUUACAAGCUCAUCCAGGCUGCCAUCCACACACUGAGAAUGCUAUUAAGGAAGAAAUUAAGCGGUGUGAUCAGAUAAAAAGGCAAAAGAUACAGGUGUUCGUGGCAAAUGUUCGCACGAAAAUAAAGCUGAUGUGGGACAACAUAAUGUACUCAACUCAGCAACGGGAGGAGUUUAUCCACUAUUUUCAAGACAUAUUCACUGAAGACACACUCAAUCUACAUGAACUGUAUUUAGAUAAGAUAACGAAAUUUUACAAUGAACACAAGAACAUUUUUGAGUUGGUGAUGACCCGCAAGAACCUAUGGCUGAAAAUGACUGAAUUAGAAGCCCGUGCUACAGAACCAGGACGCUAUCACAACCGUGGAGGUCAACUGCUUAAAGAAGAGAAAGAAAGAAAAGCUAUUGCUAGCAAUCUUCCGAAGAUCGAGGCACAAAUACGCGAUCUAGUAACGGAAUACGAAGCAACAACUGGCAAAACAUUCACAGUUGAUGGAAAGCCUCUAUUGCAACUUAUUCAGGAUGAGUGGGAAGCCAGAAAAGCUGAGCGUCACAACAAACUGUCUGCUCGUAAGCAGGCUCUGACACCAACAACGCCGCUGUUUCGGUCAAUGGCGACAUCGCCGUUGGGAAAACGAAACCGAACUGCUGCUGGAUUAGCCGCUACAGCCGAGAAGAACAGGCCCCCAGCGAAGCGGCUGCUGAUCACGGGCAGUGCUACAAGGGCGGCUACAACACUAACUAACAACCUGUCGUCUUUUAAAAGAUCCGCCAUUUCUACUGUCAAAAGGCGUAUUAGUGGGCGUUUAGCUGCAAGGGGGGUCGAAGGCAAAGGCGAUUGCGCAAAGAGAAAGCUCGACUAUGGAGGCGAAAUGAAAAAGACACCUAAAGUUACCGUCAGUGGCAACAUUCUUAAGCAUAAGCGAACGUCUAACGGACGCCGUCGUAGCAGUCGGCGUUCGACAAACGGCACUCGCUCCACCACGGGCUCGCAGGACGACGAAAAAUUGUCGAACAAGGACCCGCUUAUGGAGACAACGCUGCUGACCAACUACACUGAUUUCAAAGAUGGUAUAAAUGAAAAGAAGAUAAGCCGAAGCUCCAUGGCGACUAAAAGUCAAGAGAACAACAUACCCACGAUCGUCUUUCAUACCCUUGAAGAACGAAUCUCGCCUUCGGACACCCCAAAAAAAACUCCGAGGAAAAAAACUCCAGCGCCUAUGACGCCUAAAAUUGGAAAGGAGAAUAUCCAACACAUCAACGUUAUGACGCCGAAAAACAACAUGAUGGUUACCCCCAAACGGCUAACACGAUCUGCCUUAAAAUUAAAUAACGAUGGUUUCGCAACACCUCGCGCCCCAUUUAGUGCUACUAAAGUAAACUUGGAUAGGCAGAACACUGUCACAUUAUCAUUAAAAACAACACCAAACAGUAUCAACAGAUCAAAGUCCCAUUCAAAUUUAGUUCGAGCGAAAAAUUUACCUCCACUUCUGUAA